AUGGACACAAAGCUGGACCCUUCCCGGGAUGACCUACCUCUCAUGGCCAACACCAGCCACAUACUUGUGAAGCACUAUGUACUGGAUUUAGAUGUGGACUUUGAAAGUCAAAUCAUCGAGGGCACCAUAGUGCUUUUCUUUGAGUCUGGAAAGAAACAGAGUGGGUCCACCAAGGAACCCUGCCGAACAGAGUCAAACGAAGCCUGCAGAUUUAGGAUGCCUGAACCCUGCCAUAGUCCUGUGACAGAUACGAGGACCUUCUCCUCUAAAACAAGAUCUAAUGAUUUUACAAUCUGUGGUAAAGGUGAAAAAGAUACUUCUGGUAAAGAUGGUAACCAUGACAACCGGGAACAGGCUUCUGGGAUUUCUAGCUCAAAGUACUGCUGUGACACAGGGAAUCAUGGGAGUGAGGAUUUUUUGCUAGUGUUGGACUGCUGUGAUUUAUCUGUGUUAAAGGUUGAGGAGGUGGAUGUUGCUGCUGUGCCAGGUAUUGAAAAAUUGACAAGGUCUCCCAAGCUCACAGUUGUUUCUGAGGAGCUCAGGAAUCAGAUUGUGUGUGAACUUGUGACUCUGCCUGCAGAUCGUUGGAGGGAGCAGUUAGACUAUUAUGCUCGUUGCAGCCAGGCUCCUGGCUGUGGGGAACUCCUGUUUGACACUGACACUUGGAGCUUGCAGAUCAGGAAGACAGGGGCUCAGACAGCUACUGACUUUCCUCACGCCAUAAGGAUACGGUACAGCACCAAACCCCAGGGGCGAUCAGUUACCUGGACCUCAGACCAGAGUGGCAGGCCAUGUGUUUAUACUAUGGGAUCUCCCAUAAACAACAGGGCCCUUUUUCCCUGCCAGGAGCCACCCGUUGCCAUGUCAACAUGGCAAGCUACAGUUCGAGCAGCUGCAUCUUUUGUUGUUUUAAUGAGUGGGGAAAAUUCUGCCAAGCCAACACAGCUUCGGGAAGGGUGCUCAAGCUGGCAUUACUAUGUAACCAUGCCGAUGCCGGCCUCCACCUUCACAAUCGCAGUGGGAUCCUGGACAGAAAUGAAGCCAGAGACCUGCUCAUCCAAUGAUCUGGCAGCAGAGAGAUCUCUGUCACCUUCCGAGGCCGACUUCAGAUAUGUUGGCAUUUGUGGUCACAUGGAAUACCCCUGCCGCUUCCAGAAUCCUUCUGCCACCACCCAGGAAAUUAUUCCUCAUCGGGUCUUUGCCCCACUGUGCCUCAAGGGUGCCUGCCAAGAGACCCUUCUGCAACUGGUCCCUCCUUGCCUCUCAGCAGCACACCAUGUCCUGGGAACACACCCGUUCUCCAGGCUGGACAUACUCAUCGUCCCCGGCAAUUUUCCGAGUCUGGGGAUGGCCAGCCCACACAUCAUCUUCCUCUCUCAGAGCGUCUUGACGGGAAACAGCCAUCUCUGUGGGACCCGUCUCUGCCAUGAAAUUGCUCACGCCUGGUUUGGGCUAGCCAUCGGGGCCCGGGACUGGACGGAGGAGUGGCUGAGCGAAGGGUUCGCCACUCACUUGGAAGAUGUGUUCUGGGCCAAAGCACAGCAGCUGGACCCCCACGAGGCCCAGGAGCAGCAGGAGCUGAAGGCUUGUCUACGCUGGUGUCGUCUCCAGGACGAGGUGCGGAACUCCCCGGAGGAGAUGCAGGUGUUGAGACCCAAUAAAGAGAAGACUGGCCAUGUGAGUGACUCAGGAUCAUCUGUCGUCAAACAUGGGCUCAAUCCUGAGAAGGUCUUCAUGCAGGUUCAUUAUUUAAAGGGCUAUUUCCUUCUCCGGUUCCUUGCCCAAAGACUUGGAGAUGACACCUAUUUUGCAUUUUUAAGAAAAUUUGUGCACACCUUUCAUGGGCAGCUGAUUCUUUCUCAGGAUUUCCUUCAAAUGCUGUUGGAGAACAUCCCAGAAGAAAAAAGGCUUGAGUUGUCUGUGGAGAACAUCUUCCGAGACUGGCUUGAGAGUUCUGGAAUACCCCAGCCGCUGCAGAGGGAACGCCAGGCCGGGGCGGAGUGCGGGCUGCGCGACGAAGUGAGCGUCGAGGUCGAGAAAUGGGUCAGAUGAACCAGACCGAAAACGGGGAAGCGAAGGGAGACCGAAGAAAUUUUUUCUGAACUCCUUCCAGACCAGCUUGUCUUACUUCUGGAGCAUCUCUUGGAGCAGAAGACUUUGAACCCCCGGACUCUUCAAAGCCUUGAAAGGGAAUAUCGCCUUACCCAGCAGGAUGCAGAGGUUCGCCAUCGGUGGUGUGAACUCAUCAUAAAGCAUAAAUACACAAAAGCAUACAAAGAUGUGGAGAGAUUCCUCCAGGAGGAUCAGGCCAUGGGCAUCUACCUCUACGGGGAGCUGAUGGUGAGCGAGGACUCCCGGCAGCAGCAGGUCGCCCGCCGCUGUUUCGAGCUGACCAAGGAGCAGAUGGACAGAUCCUCAGCCCAGGUGGUGGCCGAGAUGUUAUUCUGAAGAGGAAAGAUCACAGCGAGAUUCUUUUUCAUGCAUCUACUCCUAGCCCUGGUGGGACCAGGAUCGCAUUGACCCUGGACAUCAAAGGAAGGGUGUUGGGGCUGCUAAAGCCAUCAGCCAGCAGUGUCCAGGCCUUGGUGCUUCUCUUUCCAGAGGCUGCUGUCCCUGGAGUUCACGGACCGCGUGGUGCCUUUGUCCCCUGCCCUGAACUUGCCACCCCAAGACACGGAAUCUAAAUUGGAUCUCUUCUGUGAGGUCAAGGCAGUUCUUUCACACAAACGAUGAAAGCUGUCUGAGAAAAAAAUCAGAAAAACUGCUGAACUUGUUGCAUGGAUCCUCUCAGCAUAUGGCUGCACUGGAUGUUUUUUAGAAUUCCAGGAAGUCAGAGAUUCUGUAUACUGGGAUCAGUGAACACCAUUUGGUAUUCUUCUCUGGGUCAUUUCAGAAAGAUCCUACAGGAUUGUCUUGAUCGCUAGGUCUUGUUCUUUAGCUAUUUCUGAAAGGGCAGGGUAAGAAUCCAAGAUGUGUUCAUAAUAAAACAUGAUUGCUAUUUUUGUAUUCCUGCGUGCUUCUGAAUUUCAUACUUUUUAUUAUUUU
This is a messenger RNA of Puma concolor (puma), 3045 nucleotides long. The record is from RefSeq and is a predicted model, not a curated record. Lineage: Eukaryota; Metazoa; Chordata; Mammalia; Carnivora; Felidae.